AUGCCCAUCCCGAAAUACACCUACAACGGUCCCAUUGACCACACCAUCCCCCCAAAUCUCGGAAAUGCCAGGAACAAAUCCGUUAUCGUCACCGGAGGCGCGAACGGUAUGGGUGAGGCAAUGGUGCGCGCCUUUGUCGCCGCCGGCGCUUUCGUCACUUUCGGUGAUAUGCACCCUCGAGGCGCAGAAAUUGAAAAAGAGCUAAAUGGCACCGAUUCAAACCAAGCGCCCAAGGUUGCGUUUGUGAAAUGCGAUAUAAGGGAGUGGGAUGAUAUGAUCAAUCUUUUUGAAACGGCGAAGAAUAAGAGCCCACACAAUAGCGUGGAUGUGGUGAUUGCGAAUGCAGGUAUUAGUAGGAGUUCAGGCGAUAGUUUGUGGAAUUUGGAUGAUCCCAAUGGCCCGCCCACUAAGCCUGAUCUCAAAAUCGUCAGGACUAAUCUGGAUGGAACAUUCUAUACAUGGAAAUUAGCUGUGCACUACUUCCGGAAACAGCCUGACACCGCGGAACGAGACCGCUGUUUCAUCAUUACAGGUAGUAUGGUGGCGUAUAUUGAUUCUCCAGGUAACUGGGAAUACACUGCAACCAAACACGGUCUUCGCGGCUUCAUGAAGACAGUGCGACGAAGCAGCUGGGAGCAAGGCAUUCGAAUCAAUUAUGUCGCGCCUUGCUGGAUCAGAAGCGCAAUCAGAACAAAAGAAUACGAAACAUGGCUUAUCGAGAACGGAAUCGAGUUUGGUGAGCAAGCCGACUGUGCCGGUGCAAUGAUGAAAAUUGCAUGUGAUAAGACUAUCAAUGGUCGCUCGCUGAUGAUUACACCGCGCUCAAAAGCGGAGCAAGGGUUCAUGGACGUAAACCAGGAGGACUAUGCUGAUCCAAAGGAUGAAUACUUUAUCAAUAAGCAAACCACGCAAUUGAGAAUUAUUGAGGAUAAAUGGCUAGAUGACUACAAAGUAGUCCUGCAUAUCGGGGCCCGGGUCAUCAUCUCCGAUGUUAGACAGGAACGGCUCGAGGAAGCAAAGAAGAUUGGUGUCCCGGAAGCAGAUAUCGUUCCUGUUGGUAAAUCAGUACAGGACUUUGUGCGCGAAAAUUCUUUGACUGGAAAAAUUGAUACUGUUCUUGAUUUUGUGGGUAAAGAUCAGACGUUCCAGGAUGCUCAGGCUAUUGUCCGUCGUGGAGGCAAGAUGGUUUGUAUCGGGACACUUGAUGAUACUAAUGUCAUUGACAUGAAGAUUGGAAUUAGGAAGAGACUGAGCAUUAUAUUCACAUACGGCGGGCAGAAGAGAGAUAUCCAAGAAGUGCUAAAUCUGAUAUCCAAAAAGGCAAUACAACCUCAGGUUGAAGAUGCAAGACUCAGGGAUUUUCCAACUGUAUUGAAAGCUCUGUGUGAUGGCAAAAUAAAGGCGCGUGUAGCCUUGCUACAUGACGAUUAG
Messenger RNA from Talaromyces amestolkiae, 1431 nucleotides. RefSeq lists its product as uncharacterized. The coding region runs from base 1 to 1431 and encodes 476 amino acids. Gene Ontology annotation, molecular function: oxidoreductase activity. The record is from RefSeq and is a predicted model, not a curated record. NCBI's taxonomy places the organism in Eukaryota, Fungi, Ascomycota, Eurotiomycetes, Eurotiales, Trichocomaceae. The transcript is spliced from 6 exons.